CCUUCAAACCCCCGAAAAGAUGGCGAAAACCGCCUCCUUCAUCUUCCUCCUCUCGGUUAUUUUCUUCUUCCCUACAUUCUCACUCUCAAUCCGAGUCCCCGACCUCGGUCCCAUGCGCCCUGCGAUCGCGAGGUCUCCGAUCGAAAAUGUGGACAGGCUCAUCCGCUCGCUCAAUCUCGACCCCCGAGAUGCUAAUGAUGAUGCUAUUGGAAGAGGUUCUGAAGAUUUGGGAAAGCACAUUGUGGAGGCGAGCUCCGCUAGUGGCACCUCAGUUAAGGAGCUCGGCCGGCAUGCUGGCUACUUCAAAUUGAACCACACCCAUGACGCAAGGAUGUUCUACUUUUUCUUUGAAUCAAGACAUAACAAGGAGGACCCAGUUGUGAUCUGGUUAACAGGAGGGCCUGGUUGUAGUAGCGAAUUAGCUCUGUUCUAUGAGAAUGGGCCUUUUACCAUCGCCAAAAACCUUUCCCUUGAAUGGAAUAACUUUGGUUGGGAUCAGGCAUCAAACCUUAUAUAUGUUGACCAGCCCACAGGAACUGGUUUUAGUUAUAGCUCAGACAAGCGUGAUACUCGUCACAGUGAAAAGGGUGUGAGCAAUGACCUCUAUGAUUUCCUUCAGGCCUUUUUUGGUGAGCAUCCAGAGCUCGUGAAGAACGAUUUCUACAUUACAGGAGAGUCCUAUGCUGGGCACUAUAUUCCUGCAUUUGCAAGCCGAGUUCAUAAGGGAAACAAAGAUAAUGAAGGAAUUCACAUAAAUCUUAAGGGGUUUGCCAUUGGUAACGGACUCACUGAUCCAGCAAUCCAGUACGCAUCAUACACAGAUUUUGCGUUGGAGAAAGGAAUCAUUAAACGUGAUGAGUAUGAGUCAAUUAACAAGCUAAUUCCAGGAUGUGAACAAACUGUCAAAGAGUGUGGUUUAUACGGAAAUAACUCUUGUUCUCGUGCAUUACAAGUCUGCGGUCUUAUUUUCGGCCUCUCUCUUCGGAAUGCUGGAAAUAUAAACGUUUACGACAUAAGGAAGCAGUGCGAAGGGGAGCUUUGUUACGAUUUUUCAAACGUGGAAAAAUUCCUCAACCUGCAGUUUGUGAGGGACUCUCUUGGAGUCGGACGUAGGAAAUUCGUGUCGUGCAGCGGGAAUGUGAACGAGGCGAUGGUCACAGAUCACAUGAAGAAUUUGGAGCCGGGUAUCCCUGAACUCCUUGAGGAUGGUAUUAAGAUGCUUAUAUACGCCGGGGAAUAUGAUUUUAUCUGCAACUGGCUCGGAAAUUGGAGAUGGGUUCAUGCAAUGAAAUGGUCCGGUCAGCACGCCUUUGCGUCGUCGGCUAAUACAUCUUUCAUUGUGGAUGGCGUGGAAGCUGGGGUUUUGAAAACCCGGGGGCCUCUCAGUUUCCUCAAGGUACAUAAUGCGGGACAUAUGGUACCGAUGGAUCAGCCAAAGGCUGCGCUAGAGAUGUUGAAGAGAUGGAUGCAGGGCAAACUUUCUAACAAUUUCAAGUGGAACUUCGCCCAUGUAAAUUUUGCAAAUAAUUAAAAAAAAAAAAACCUUUUCGUGAUAAUGGCAGAAAGCAGCGGCGGGUGUUAUUUAUCUGCAAAAAUGUUUCCCGGCUAUUUCGGCCAAAUGUUGUAAAUAGUGCUCGAUCUGCUAGGUAGAAAUAAAUUAACCAUGUGUGGCGUUUUGCAGUUUUUUCUCUUCGGACUUUUUAGCUGCUACUAUAUAUAAAACAUAGCUAUUUAAAAAUAAGAAUGCACGAGUUAUUUUGCA
Asparagus officinalis (garden asparagus) is the source of this 1762-nucleotide messenger RNA. Its product is annotated as serine carboxypeptidase-like. The transcript is spliced from 9 exons. Gene Ontology annotation, molecular function: serine-type carboxypeptidase activity. NCBI's taxonomy places the organism in Eukaryota, Viridiplantae, Streptophyta, Magnoliopsida, Asparagales, Asparagaceae. Gene Ontology annotation, biological process: proteolysis. The coding region runs from base 20 to 1531 and encodes 503 amino acids. The record is from RefSeq and is a predicted model, not a curated record. Gene Ontology annotation, cellular component: vacuole.